Messenger RNA from Penicillium olsonii, 1701 nucleotides. Lineage: Eukaryota; Fungi; Ascomycota; Eurotiomycetes; Eurotiales; Aspergillaceae. The record is from the annotation of a GenBank genome assembly.
AUGGCGUUAAUUCAUAUAUCUCGUUAUAAUACUUUUGCUUCUUGUUCCUCUAAUCCAUCCUACACCCCAAUUCCAGCGUAUCCAGAUUCACCACAGUCAAGUCCUGACAUCAUGGCGAAGCUCAAAGCUCGAUGGCGCACCUACUGGUUCGCACUUGUACUAUGCUGCGGCGGUGCUCUUUUCGGCUACGACUCCGGCGUCAUAGGUUCGUACGACUCAAACUGCGCAAUGCCCAUAUUAACGCUCCCAGGUGGCGUGCUCACAUUUCCCUCAUUCGAGGACUCCUUCGGCAUAACGCCGUCUCAGAAAACGAGCAUCAGCGCUAUCGCCGUAGGCAUUCAACAGGCAGGCGCAUUCGCAGGCUGCUUCCUGAUCUGGCCAUUGACCAAUGUCUAUGGGCGGCGCAUUGCAAUGGCAAUAUGUAGUCUGGUCUUUUGUAUCGGGGUGAUUCUGGAAACGAUCGACACACGCUCCCUGGCGGCCUUCUAUGUCGGUCGGGUGAUUUGUGGUCUGGGCGUCGGGGGCUCGGCGACCAUCAUCCCCAUCUAUAUGUCGGAGAUGGCCCCCAAGGAGAUCCGGGGACAGCUGGGAAGCUGUUACCAGCUCACGUAUACGGUCGGGAUUCUCGUGUCAUAUUGGAUCGACUAUGGGGUGAAGAGCAUGGAGGCCAGUGCGCGGCAGUGGCAAUUGCCGAUUGGAUUGCAGUUGGUGCCUGGUGCAUUGAUGGGAAUCGGCAUGUUGAGUAUAACGGAGAGUGUGCGGUGGCUGUUGGCGAAGGGGCGGGAGGAAGAGGCAUGGGGUAGUCUUGUUUGGAUCCGAGCCGGAGCAGACGAGGACGUGGCGAGUGAAUUUGACGAGAUGAAGCGCGGCCUGGAAGAAGAAAGACAUGCAACAGCUGGGUUUCGGAUGCGCGAACUAUGCGAGGGUCCGAAUCUGCACCGUCUGCUUAUCGGCGGGGGUCUGUUUCUGGCGCAACAAUCGACUGGCUCGACUGCGUUGGCGUACUUCGGACCUCAGUUCUUCGCACUACUUGUUGGAGAUGGCGAUCGGACCCUGUUGCUCACUGGUAUCUUUGGCGCGAUCAAGGUCGUAGCAUGUCUUAUCUUUGUGGUCUUUUUGUCGGACCGGUUCGGCCGACGCCCGCUGCUUGCUGGCGGUGCAGCUUUCAUGGCUGUUUGCAUGAUUGCCACGGCGGCGGUGAUCAAGACGUAUCCGCAGCCUGGAGACGGGACAGUCACCUCGUCUGGAAUCGCGACGGUGGCUCUGAUAUACCUGGACAUCAUCGCGUAUAACUUCAGCUGGGGACCCUUGCCGUGGCCGUGCACCAGUGAGAUCUUCCCAACGCGCAUUCGCGAGCCCGGGGUCGCGUUUGGCGUGGGAUCACAGUGGCUAUUCAAUUUUGUGUGGAGCUUCUCAACGCCAUAUAUCCAGGCCAGCCUUGGAUGGGGCACCUUCUUGCUAUUUGGGCUGCUGGAUGUGGUGAUCGUGGGCUUCACCUACUUCUGCCUCAAGGAGACCGCUGGCAAGACCCUCGAGGAGAUCAAUUGGUUGUUCGAGGGGGUCCCCGACUUCGAGCAAGGGAAACCCACCGGCGUGGAGGACGAAACGCCAUCCUGCUAUGGCCGAGAGUCGCCAACAGUCGUCCGGUCGGGCUCCAAGCACCAAGCCGCCCAUGUGGAGUCGGUCGCUGGACGGUCUUGA